AUGCUUGCCUUCACAGAAGAGGAUACCGAACUCCAUGAGCAAACUGUUGCUGCAGAAGAGCAAGAGAUUGAUGUCAUCGACCUCAUUCAGCCAACAGACAAAGAAAUGUCCCUAGAAAAAGACUUUCGAUCCUGGUCUGUGAAAGAAACGGCUAUUUGGCUAAGAACAGUUGGAUGUGAGGAAGUUGUCACAGCUUGUUUUAUUGAUGAAGACAUUGAUGGAGAAGCGCUGCAACUAAUGACAGAAGAGUCCAGACUUGUAGAAAUUGGAGUCAAAAAGAUGGGGGCAAGACUCAGACUUAUAGAGAGAAUUGAAGAACUGAAGACACAAAUAACGGAAGUACAAGAGAAAAGCGAAUCAGCACCAAUGGACUUCGAUUGCAUGUCAAACUUCUAUGGCAAGCUACCAAAGGAACGGCAAGCGUUUCUGAAAGCCCACCGUCCUUGGCUGUACAACCAGUACAUGCACAGCAAACGAUUCAUCAGAAGUGAAGUGCGCAAACACUUCCCCAUCGCCACCACAUUUGCGUCGGCGGGAGAGCAAGAGAAGUUGGAAGGGCUGGUCAAGAACCUUGAAAGCAAGUGCUCUGUGCCAGAAAUCGGGUUUGGGCUAGUUGGAAUCCGCUACCAUGCCAUCCAGACUACUAGAGAAGCUAGGAGACGUCAGGAGAGUCGGAGAGACAGGACUUUGAUUGACAGCGACUGUGUUGAUGUUGAGCAACCUCUAGAAGAUAGAACAAACACCGUCUGUGAAGAUGUUCAAGAAAUGUUAGGAUUCCAGACAGUUGGGUCUGCAUCAUCUCAUAGUCUAGGUGCUGCUUUAUCCCAUUUGAAAACUUGUGCUUCUAAUGCUCACUUGUUAAUUCAUGAUGUGCCUGGAGUUGGUAACUGUAUGUAUCAUGCCAUAUUGUAUCAGCUUGAAAGUAAUGGUGCUUGUAGUGCAAGAGUUACUGAGCUUAAAGAAAUGACUGCAUCCUAUCUUGAGAAACAUAGUGAUUUCUAUAGUCAAUUUGUGAGUGAAUCUAUUCCGUCCAGUAAAUGUGACGAAUGCAGACACUGA
This is a messenger RNA of Corticium candelabrum, 1059 nucleotides long. RefSeq lists its product as uncharacterized. The transcript is spliced from 7 exons. Gene Ontology annotation, molecular function: protein binding. NCBI's taxonomy places the organism in Eukaryota, Metazoa, Porifera, Homoscleromorpha, Homosclerophorida, Plakinidae. Bases 1 to 1059 code for a protein of 352 amino acids. The record is from RefSeq and is a predicted model, not a curated record.